Girardinichthys multiradiatus is the source of this 4090-nucleotide messenger RNA. It is a transcript of the gene grm8a, whose product is annotated as glutamate receptor, metabotropic 8a. The transcript has 14 exons. Bases 699 to 3431 code for a protein of 910 amino acids. Gene Ontology annotation, cellular component: membrane. Gene Ontology annotation, molecular function: group III metabotropic glutamate receptor activity. The record is from RefSeq and is a predicted model, not a curated record. Gene Ontology annotation, biological process: G protein-coupled glutamate receptor signaling pathway; regulation of synaptic transmission, glutamatergic. Lineage: Eukaryota; Metazoa; Chordata; Actinopteri; Cyprinodontiformes; Goodeidae.
CUCUCUCUUUCUGUCUCUCUCGCUACCUCAGAUUCAUUCUUGGUCAUCGGCUUCAACAGACAGACUAUCUCCAUUGUCUCCUUAAACAAGUGCGGAGUUAAUAGUUACAGUUUGCGUCACGACUGAGCUCCAUGCCCUUUGCGGAUCUUUUUAUUGUCUUGCGAUCAAUCUUUUGAUCAAUCUUUUUUUGGAGAAAAAAAAUCUCUCUCUUCAGGAGGUCUGAAAUUUACAUUUUUCUUGAGGUGUAAAACUGCUUAGCUCCGCAAGGAAGUUGCCUAAGGCGGACAGGGACCCCACGGGAUGCUUCCCCUAUUCCACAUCGUGGGAGGAACCUAAUUUUCUGAUUUUCUUACCUCUUAUACUCCCUCAGUGGGUGUCUUCACAUUCCUUCGGUGAUGGGUGUUUAAUGCCAGAUUGUCUCAUGCCCUGCGCAGUACUAGUUGUUGGGCUCAACAAAGGAUGUGACUUGUGGAUUUCAUGCUCUGCCCCCUAACCAGAUACUCUCAACUAAAGUGCCACAUUUCCUGCUACACCUCCUGUCCACGCACUCUCUUCCCUGGAAUAUGACUUCGCUCAUGGGGCUUGGCUAACUUCACACCUGGGGUCCUUUACCCCUGCCUCGUUAAUCAGUAGAAAGGGCUGACAUAAAUAAUCUUUAAAGACUCUAGGUUCGCAUUUUGUUACCAACCUCUUUGAUCAUGGAAUCUCAGUGGAGCCCAACCUUUCCUCUCCACUCUCCCUCUGUCAUCUUCCUGCUUCUGGCUACUUCUUACACUUGGCUCUUUCCCAUCACCUCUCCUCAGCGAGUCCCGAUAGACCCUCAGGCGGCACCCGAAUACGCUCACUCCAUACGACUGGACGGCGACAUCAUACUUGGUGGAUUGUUCCCGGUGCAUUCGCGGGGCGACCGCGGUACACCAUGCGGGGAACUGAAAAAGGAGAAGGGCAUUCACCGCUUGGAGGCCAUGAUGUUUGCCAUUGACCUGAUCAACAAGGACCCAGAGCUGCUGCCCAACAUCACCCUGGGGGCCCGGAUCUUGGAUACCUGCUCCAGGGACACAUACGCUCUGGAGCAGUCCCUGACGUUUGUACAGGCCUUAAUAGAAAGGGACGGCUCGGAUGUCCGCUGCGCUAAUGGAGACCCUCCGAUCUUCACCAAGCCUGAUAAAAUUGUGGGUGUGAUUGGAGCUGCAUCCAGCUCUGUGUCCAUCAUGGUGGCCAACAUCCUGCGCCUGUUUAAGAUCCCCCAGAUCAGCUACGCCUCCACUGCCCCAGAGCUGAGCGACAACACCCGCUAUGACUUCUUCUCCCGGGUGGUGCCACCAGACUCCUACCAGGCUCAGGCUAUGAUGGACAUUGUCACAGCGAUGGAGUGGAACUACGUGUCCACGCUGGCCUCAGAGGGCAACUAUGGCGAGAGUGGAGUGGAGGCCUUCAUCCAAAUUUCCAGAGAAACUGGUGGUGUGUGUAUUGCCCAGUCUUUAAAGAUCCCCAGGGAGCCGAGGCCUGGAGAGUUUGACAAGAUCAUCAGGCGCCUGCUGGAGACCUCCAAUGCCAGGGCCAUCAUCAUGUUUGCCAAUGAAGAUGACAUACGGCGAGUUCUUGAUGCAGCUAAAAGGAACAACCAGACUGGCCACUUCUUGUGGGUUGGAUCAGACAGCUGGGGGUCCAAGAUCUCUCCUGUGAUUGGCCAAGAGAGAGUGGCUGAGGGAGCCAUCACUAUUCUGCCCAAACGAGCAUCUGUGGAUGCAUUUGACCGGUAUUUCCGCAGCCGCUCUCUGUCGAACAACAGAAGAAAUGUUUGGUUUGCUGAAUUCUGGGAGGAAAACUUCAACUGCAGGCUCGGGAUGCACGGCAAACGGCCCGGUGUGCUAAAAAAGUGCACAGGUUUAGAAAAAGUGGGCAGGGACUCCAGCUAUGAGCAAGAAGGGAAGGUUCAGUUUGUGAUGGACGCCGUCUACGCAAUGGCACACGCUCUGCAUCGCAUGCACCGGGAGCUCUGCUACGGGUACCCAGGCCUCUGCCCACGCAUGGCUAACAACAUUGAUGGGAAGGAGCUGCUCAGCCAUAUCCGUGCAGUCAAAUUCAAUGGAAGUGCCGGUACACCAGUAAUGUUCAAUGAGAAUGGAGAUGCUCCAGGACGAUAUGACAUCUUCCAGUACCAGAUUACCAACAGAUCCACUGCUGAGUACAAAGUUAUUGGCUCCUGGACCAACAAAUUACAUUUGAAGAUGGAUGCAAUGCGUUGGAAGACGGGUGAUCCAUCCCUGCCAGCCUCCGUGUGCAGUUUGCCAUGUCGUACUGGCCAAAGAAAGAAGGUGGUGAAAGGAGUGCCAUGUUGCUGGCACUGCGAAAGCUGUGAGGGAUACCACUAUCAGGCCUCAGAAUUCACAUGCGAGCUGUGUCCCUACGAGAUGCGACCAGAUACCAACCGAACAGGGUGUGUUCCGAUUUCUAUCAUCAAACUGGAGUGGCACUCCCCCUGGGCCGUUGUACCUGUAUUCAUCUCCAUGCUGGGGAUUAUUGCCACCUCCUUUGUCAUUGUCACUUUUGUGCGGUAUAACGAUACACCCAUUGUCCGAGCAUCCGGCCGGGAGAUGAGUUACGUGCUCCUGACCGGAAUCUUCCUGUGCUAUGCCAUCACGUUCCUAAUGAUUGCAACGCCGGAUGUAGGUGUGUGCUCACUGCGGAGAAUUUUCCUUGGCUUGGGCAUGUGUUUUAGCUAUGCUGCACUGCUCACAAAGACCAACAGGAUACACCGCAUCUUUGAGCAAGGGAAGAAGUCUGUAACAGCACCCAGGUUUAUCUCUCCUGCUUCACAGCUCGUCAUUACCUUUUCCCUAAUCUCGAUUCAGCUUCUUGGCGUUUUCGUCUGGUUCGCUGUGGACCCUCCCCACACUGUAGUGGACUAUGGAGAGCAGCGGACCCAGGACCCAAUGGCGGCCCGUGGAGUCCUCAAAUGUGACAUCUCAGACCUGUCUCUUAUCUGCUCUUUGGGUUACUCCAUCUUGCUCAUGGUGACGUGCACAGUUUAUGCCAUUAAGACACGAGGCGUACCUGAAACCUUCAACGAGGCCAAGCCAAUCGGAUUUACCAUGUACACCACAUGUAUCAUUUGGCUGGCAUUCAUACCCAUCUUCUUUGGCACAUCACAGUCUGCAGAAAGGAUGUACAUCCAAACUACCACCCUGACGAUCUCUCUCAGCCUCUCUGCCUCCGUAUCUCUGGGGAUGCUGUACAUGCCUAAGGUCUACAUCAUCCUCUUCCACCCAGAGCAAAAUGUGCCCAAAAGAAAACGUAGCUUCAAGGCAAUCGUAACAGCAGCCACUAUGUCAGGAAAGCUGACCCAAAAGGGAGGAGACCGGCCAAAUGGAGAAGUCAAGACUGAACUGUGUGAGAGUAUGGAGACCAACAGUGACUUCAUCAACUAAGACGACAUAUGUCAGCUACAGUAAUCAUGCCAUCUGAAAGGACUACAGGGGGAAGGAGGUGUGGAUCACAUCUGAUUUUGCCGAAAAAUGUGUGAAUGCACAGAAGGCCCAAUGGAAACCAAGCAUGAGACAUUUUGUAUUUGUUACCCAUCAAUACCACAGAGGUGGGACCACUCAAACAGCCAGUCAGUGUGCCUGCUUUGCUGCUACUCCCAGCUCAUUGGUCCUGCCAUGAACUUACCUGUUUAAAGAAAAAAAAAAGUGAUAUACCACAGGACAAUGGACAUAAAAAAAAAAUAGGAAACAAAAUUUGAAAAAUAAAUCUUUAAAAAAAGUCUGAAGAUGUGUAAAAAUUAUAUAAAAGGGUUAAGGUGGUGAUGUAAAAGAUAUUUAAAAAGAGAAAAUCUAUGAGACUCAAAGUGUUUGUUGUUGUUCUCUACUUGUAAGUAUUUUUGUGGUUGUGACAAUUUUUUCAUUCUUGUCUCACCGUUGUCUUUGGAUCGCCCUUGCAUAAUGAGAUGAGUGUGUUUCCUCCUGCUGUCUUGGCAAACUGGGUUGUAGCCUUGGGUUGUGAACCUGUAAAAUGCCAUGAUUGAAGCAUGCCAGUUUUUAUACAAAAAGGAGAUUUAUUUAUAAUAAAGGAAUGUUUUGCAAAUGUG